Molecule: messenger RNA, 840 nt
Organism: Amorphotheca resinae ATCC 22711
Lineage: Eukaryota; Fungi; Ascomycota; Leotiomycetes; Helotiales; Amorphothecaceae
Exons: 2
Coding region: 1-840 (279 amino acids)
Cellular component (GO): mitochondrial inner membrane
Molecular function (GO): S-adenosyl-L-methionine transmembrane transporter activity
Source: RefSeq, a predicted model, not a curated record
AUGGGAAGUAUUAUUUUGGUCACAAUACCCUCAUCGGGUGCAUUCUUCACUACGUAUGAGGCUGUGAAAUCCGUGCUCACAAAGGCCAAUUCCACUCUCAAAGGGUCGCCAUCGCCUUCGGUGCCGCAACCAUUCAUUCAUAGCGCGGCAUCGGCAACCGCUGAGCUUGUUUCUUGUUUCAUCCUCACCCCUGCAGAGGUCCUCAAGCAGAAUGCUCAGAUGAUCCGUCGGCCAACUGAAUCCUCAGCUUCCAAGUCCCUGACAUUGUUUCAACGGUCAGUGACUCUGCAAGCACUCAAACAGUUUAAAAGACCAUCGCAGUUGUGGAGUGGCUAUACCGCUUUAGCAGCUCGUAAUCUGCCCUUCACCGCUAUGCAGUUCCCAAUGUUUGAGCAUCUAAAAGCAAGCAUUAGAGAACAUAGAAAGAGUAAUGGAACAUUCACGGGGGGUAUAUCAGAAACCGCUUUGAUAACAGCAGUCAGUGCUGGAAGCGCUGGGUCCAUUGCUGCACUGCUUACCACACCGGUCGACGUUGUGAAAACUCGAAUCAUGCUCUCUGCAGCUGGGGAGAGUUCCGAAUAUCAGACCAAGAACGAUGUGGAAAGGGCCAAACGUCAAGGACAGUCGCUGGAGAAGCUGGCCAGUGAGAAGGGUAUCACUAAGAAGGGCGGCCUUACUGUUGCCCGAGAGAUCUUCCAAAAAGAUGGAAUCAAGGGUCUAUUCAGGGGAGGGGUGUUGCGAGCAGCAUGGACAGCACUUGGGAGCGGCCUUUAUCUCGGUGCAUAUGAAAGUGGAAGGCUCUGGCUGGGAGAUCGACAUGAAGGAAACCACGAAAUGUGA